Mucor velutinosus is the source of this 789-nucleotide messenger RNA. RefSeq lists its product as uncharacterized. The record is from RefSeq and is a predicted model, not a curated record. The transcript is spliced from 2 exons. Gene Ontology annotation, biological process: carbohydrate metabolic process. Bases 1 to 789 code for a protein of 262 amino acids. Gene Ontology annotation, molecular function: hydrolase activity, acting on carbon-nitrogen (but not peptide) bonds. NCBI's taxonomy places the organism in Eukaryota, Fungi, Mucoromycota, Mucoromycetes, Mucorales, Mucoraceae.
AUGAAGGCAUUUACCUCACUUAUUGCUCUUACUUUGGCUGCUCUUGUCUCUGCUGCUCCCAUUGGUGGCUCCAAUGAAACCAGCACUACUAUUCCUGCUUCGGGAUCAAGUAACCGCACAUCUUCUACUGUGCCCACAUACGACCAUUGUGCUCAAGCUGGCCAUUUUGCAUUGACUUUUGAUGAUGGGCCAUUCCAAUACUCCUGGGAUCUCGCAAAGUAUCUUCAUUCAAGAGGCAUCAAGGCUACUUUCUUUACAAACGGUAACAACUGGGUUGAAAACUUCAAAACCGCUACCACCAACACAUCUGAUAGUAUCAAAUCUUACAUUGACGUCCUCAAAUACUAUCAUGAAUUGGGUCAUGAAAUUGGUAGCCAUACAUACGAACACAAGGUGCUGAAAGGCCUUUCUACUGCUGAGGUUGAGUAUCAAAUGAACCAACAAUCCGAUCUCAUCUAUGAGGCAAUUGGACAAAGACCUCUUCUUAUGAGACCCCCUGAGGGCGAGCUUGAUAACGCUGCAUCUUUGGUCUUGAAUAGACUUGGCUAUAGCAGUGUUCUUUGGGAUAUUGAUAGCAAGGAUUACGAGUUGAAGGGUCUGGCUUACUCACAAAAUUUGGUGCGCAGCGUUGUUGAUGCUGAUAGUACCGGUGGUCACAUCUCACUUCAGCAUGAUGUUCAUGAGGCUUCUGCUGUUGAGCUCACUCCUUGGAUGGUUGACUAUAUUACCUCCAAGAACUACACCUUUGUCACAGUUUCUGAAUGUUUGGGAAUCAGCGCUUAUCAAUAA